Molecule: messenger RNA, 884 nt
Organism: Malus domestica (apple)
Lineage: Eukaryota; Viridiplantae; Streptophyta; Magnoliopsida; Rosales; Rosaceae
Source: RefSeq, a predicted model, not a curated record
AGCUUAGAUUGAGGGGGAAUGUUGACUAUACACCUAUGACUCACCUAUGGCCAGCUCAUCAGUCAAUAGUUAGUUAAAUGGUUGAAAUUAGUUAGCUGAGUUGUUAUCAGUUAGUUAGUUAAAACAGCUUACAAUACAAGACAGUUAGAAUGGCUCUAUAUAAACUGAAGUCUGAAAGUGUUAAGAAUUCAUUCAGUAAUAAUACAAUCGUUUUGUCUCUCUCUUGCUCUCUAAACACUCAUACUGUUCUUAGUAUUGUCCAUCUAAGUUUGUGAUUAGUCCAGAAACCGGUAUAACAAAGGAAGUCUCUGCCGAGUAUAAAGAAUGGGUGAGAAAAGAUAUGGCACUGCUAAGUCUUCUUAUUGCUACUUUAUCUGAUGAGGCUAUGGAACAUGUCAUUGGGUGCAGAACAUCUCAUGAAGCCUGGACAUGUUUACAAGAAAGGUUUGCAUCGAUUUCAGUUGUUCGAGUUAAUCAGUUAAAGACUGAAUUACAUACAGCACAAAAAGGAGGGGAAUCUGUGGAUAAGUUCUUAAUGAGGCUGAAGAAUAUAAGGGAUCAACUUGUUUCUGUUGGAGAAAGAAUUUCAGAUAAUGAUUUGAUGAUUGCUGUGUUAUCUGGUCUGCCUGUAGAUUUUGAGAUGAUUCGCACAGUGAUCUUAGCAAGGGAUACAGCUCUAUCUUUAAAAGAUUUCCGAGCUCAACUUCUUGUUGCAGAAGGGAGUAUUGAGUCCAAGAUGCAAUCUUUGUCCAGUUCUAUGGCUGCAAUGUGUGUUCAAGGUGAAGGUUCUAGCGCUCAGCGAUAUCAGGGCUAUGAACAUGGUGAAAGCUCAAAUACACAAGGGAUGCAAUGAGGAUAUAAUGGAGAGCAAUUUGGAGAUAGCU